GUGUCUACGUGCCCAACUCCUACUCGAUCGCUGGUAGUGAGUGAAGCAGUGAUCGGUCUGUCCAUCAGCGAGCAUAAAAGGUGCACCCACUGAGUUGGUUCUCCAGAAGCAGCGCACACAAACACACCCAAGAAACACCUGAGGGACGGUGCAGCUCUGCUAGCAAGUGCGCGAUGGCGCCUCCUCCCCACGAGAACGAGACGAGCAGGUCGGAGUCGGCACCGGCCACCCCUGUGAAGACGGUGGACGUGCAGACGGCGGCGGCACCGGACGUGGGGGUGACGGCAGUGGACGUGCAGACGGCGGCGGCACCGGCCGUGGGGGUGACGACGGUGGACGUGCAGACGGCGGCAACGCCGGCCGUGGACACGAAGACGGUGGCGACACCGGCGGUGGAAGUGACGACGGUGGACGUGCAGACGGCGGCGAGGGAGCAGCAGGACGGCAUGAUGUACCUGGACGUGAGGACGGAGGAGGAGAUGGGGAAGGGCCACAUCGGCGGCUCCCUCAACGUCCCCUACUUCUUCGUCACACCACAAGGGACCCGGGAGAAGAACCCACGGUUCGUGGAGCAGGUCGCCUCGCUCUUCAGCACAGACCAACACAUACUCGUCGGGUGUCAGAGCGGCAAGAGGUCCGAGCUUGCCUGCAUCGAUCUUCUAGCAGCUGGAUUCAUGAAUGUGAAGAACGUGGGAGGAGGCUACGCUGCGUGGCUGCACAACGGACUCCCAGUGACAGUAGCAGUCCCCACGCCGCCACCAACACCUGAAUCUGCUGCAGCAAUCUGAAACAACUACGUACAUUAGUAGUACGUAGUACUAUCUGCAUCUAUCAAUUCUUCAGCCACCAGUGCUUUGUUGUGCUCUGCCUGUGUAAUGCAUCUAUGAAUGUAAGUCCAAGUGAAUGGAUGGACGGCUGUAAUAAUAAAACACAUCAGUGUGCCUGCCA
Messenger RNA from Triticum aestivum (bread wheat), 948 nucleotides. Its product is annotated as thiosulfate sulfurtransferase 18. Lineage: Eukaryota; Viridiplantae; Streptophyta; Magnoliopsida; Poales; Poaceae. The transcript has 5 exons. The coding region runs from base 174 to 788 and encodes 204 amino acids. Gene Ontology annotation, molecular function: catalytic activity. The record is from RefSeq and is a predicted model, not a curated record.